Molecule: messenger RNA, 442 nt
Organism: Drosophila miranda
Lineage: Eukaryota; Metazoa; Arthropoda; Insecta; Diptera; Drosophilidae
Product: mitochondrial import inner membrane translocase subunit Tim8-like
Exons: 1
Coding region: 26-280 (84 amino acids)
Source: RefSeq, a predicted model, not a curated record
GCGAAACUCAAAACUCGACCGAAAGAUGGACGAAUACGAGAACGUGUCUGGCAAGGAUAAAGAAAUGGACGAGUUCCUGCAGCUGGAGAGGCAAAAGGCCGAGGUGACUGCCCUUUUGCACGAGUUCAACGAGAUCUGCUGGGAGAAGUGCAUCGGAAAGCCCAGCAGCAAGCUGGACCAGGCCACACAGGUGUGCCUGAGCAACUGCGUGGACCGCUUCAUCGACACAUCGGUGCUGAUCGCCAAGCGCUUCGUGGAGGUCAUAAACAGGCGACAGUAACAGGCGUUGCAGACGCCAGACUGGUCUGUGGAGAGGAGUCUAUCGGCAGCAAAGAUGUUCCCAGGACCACGCAAAAAGAAGGAAGGAAGAGCAGUAAAGCAAUUUUCGUAUAUGUUGGCUUAAAGCUGUUUUAAACUAAACCUAUCUAGAGUUAUUUAGAGA